AUGUCCCUGGCUGCUUACUGUGUUAUCUGUUGCAGAAGAAUAGGAACUUCUACUUCCCCGGCAACAAGGGACACAUACUGGAGAGAGAUCAGUAAUAUAAUAAAGUUUACUGGAUCACUUAUUCUAGGAGGUUCUUUAUUUCUUACAUAUGAAAUUCUGGCCCUGAAGAAGUCUUUGACGUUAGAUACUCAAGUGGUAGAAAAAGAAAAAAUGAAGUCGUAUAUAUAUGUGAACACAGCUUCUUUAGAUAAAGGAGAAAAUCUUGGAAUCACCUACCUGGCAAGAAAAGAACUUCACAAAGCAGUAAGAAAAGUAUUAACAGCAUCAGCCAAGAUAUUACAGAGUCCAUUUGCUGACACUUUUACUACAGUUGAUGUAGAUGAUCACGAAUGUCCUGUUUGGCUGCUGUUGAGGAAGAGCAAGUCCGAGGAUCAGGCAGUGCGACUGCAGGCGGUGCCGGAGCUGUCCGAGAGCCACCACUGGCACGAUUACCAGUAUAGGAUAAUUGCUCAAGCCUCUGAUCGAAGAACUCUUAUUGGUUUGGCACGAAGCAAAGACAGUGAUCUUCGCUUUUUUCUCCAGCCACCUCCUUUGCCAUCUUUAAAGGAAGAUUCCUCCACUGAAGAAGAACUCAGGCAGUUGCUGGCUUCUUUACCUCAAACAGAGCUAGAUGAGUGUGUCCGGUAUUUUACGUCUUUGGCCCUAAGUGAAAGCAGUCAGAGUCUAGCUGCUCAGAAGGGUGGCUUGUGGUGUUUUGGAGGAAAUGGACUUCCUUAUGCUGAAAGUUUUGGAGAAGUUCCUUCAGCUACAGUAGAAAUGUUCUGUUUAGAAGCUUUACUAAAACAUUCUGAGAUAUCAACACAUUGUGAGCAAAUUGAAGCCAAUGGAGGCUUGCAACUACUUCAGAGGCUGUACCAACUUUAUAAGGACUGCCCUAAAAUACAGAGAAAUAUUAUGCACAUCAUCGGAAAUAUGGCUCUGAAUGACCAUCUUCACCCCACUAUUGUUUGCUCAGGUGGACACAGUUCAACGCAUAGCAGUGUGUGGACAAAUACAGGAUGCCAUGAUGACCAUCUAAUAAAAUGGUUUACUUAAUUUUUACCUUAAAAAUUUUUAAUGUGAUUUGGUGAACAAGAGGUACCGUCAGACUGAAAAGAAGUCUACUGUAUAAUUACUGUUUUUCCCCCUUGCAAAUAUCCUGCUGCUCAUGCACGGAUAAUUCUUGCCUGAUCCAGUCUUUACCAGGAUGGCUGAAAAAUGAUUUUACAACUGUGGCAUACCCUCUACAUUUAAUAUUCAGCAUCUGGCAUCCUACUGUAAACAAGAGCAUUUCCCUCUCCCUUGUUUAUGUAUGUAUACAUGUAUGUAUAUAUUUAUUAUUGAUAUAGACAUGACUUCCUAUUUUAAUGGUUUAUUAUUUAUUACUGUACUUAAUAAUUUUAUGCACAGAUUGUCUCAGAUUUAUCUAGUGGGAAACCUGUCAAGCUGGUUCCUGUGUUCUUGAGCUGUGCCCCCAUUUAAGGGAUAUUUCUUACUUUCUGGUAUACUAAGAUGUUCCAGACUCAUUUCUCUGAAGAACCCUGCUUCUUCUUAGUGGAGAAUGAUGUUAGAGACCAAAUCUGGGUGCUAGCUCUGCUUAUUGCUCCUGGGACAUUUUUACUUCUUGGCUCUUUCACUAGAAAGUGCUAGGUAAUAUAUCUUCAUAUAUACAUAUGCAAAUAUACAAAUAAAUAUACAUGCAUUUGCUCUUACUUAUACAUAUAUUGGAAACCAUGAACUUAAACAUUGUCCUUUGAUCAGCAAUUUUUAAUUUUAAUGUGGUCGAAUUCAGGGGUUGGCAAAAUUUUUCUAUAAAAGGCCGGAUAAUACAUAUUUUAGGCUUUGUAGGCCAAAUACAG
This is a messenger RNA of Choloepus didactylus (southern two-toed sloth), 1898 nucleotides long. RefSeq names its product protein SERAC1-like. The record is from RefSeq and is a predicted model, not a curated record. NCBI's taxonomy places the organism in Eukaryota, Metazoa, Chordata, Mammalia, Pilosa, Megalonychidae.